Messenger RNA from Thamnophis elegans (Western terrestrial garter snake), 2695 nucleotides. It is a transcript of the gene C13H11orf52, whose product is annotated as chromosome 13 C11orf52 homolog. Lineage: Eukaryota; Metazoa; Chordata; Lepidosauria; Squamata; Natricidae. Gene Ontology annotation, cellular component: extracellular exosome. The transcript is spliced from 4 exons. The record is from RefSeq and is a predicted model, not a curated record. Bases 94 to 465 code for a protein of 123 amino acids.
GGCCGCCGCCUCCUCCUCCUCCUGCUGCUGCUCGCCCGCGGCCGGGCUGCCAUCCUGGGGCCGAGCCGGGGCCAGGAAGCGGCGGGCAGCGCCAUGGGGAACCGCUGCGGCUGCUGCGCCUGCCGCAACUGCCCUUCGCUGUUGAAGAGGGACAAAGGAAAAUCAGAUACAAGAAUCAGUAAGUCGAGUUUACAGACGCCAGAAAUCAAUAAGGGUCUCGAGGUGGGCCCUGUUUACGAUGACGUCUCGGAGUUCCCAGUCUAUGCCACGGUGAGCAAGCCGAAGAACAUGAAGCUGGACGACAGCAGUGUGCAUUACGCCGACAUCCAGGUCUUCACCAAGCCCCGCGAAUGCUCAGCCGAGGAGGGGAAAAGCUUCCCGUCGCAGAAUACGACGGAAUACGCCACCCUGAAUUUCCCCCGAGCGCCCCUGAAAUAUGACAACAAGAACGGGACUUUGGUAUAAGUGCCAGAGAUGCUGUUAAGUGACAUCCGAAACCUCAGUUGUUCCAGAGAGGAAAAAAAUCGCUAUCUGGAUCAAGUCAAAAUGGACUCUUGGAGGAAGAAUUAUUUUCUUGAGUGGGGUGGGGGGGAGAGAAAAUUAGCCCGUUGGGCAGUGGGAUAAGGGAAUAAGUUACAGAGGAAAAAUGGCUUCUUGGAUCGUCUUACGAAGCAAACUGGAGGCCGAAGUUCAGCUGAAACAUGGAAGAAGCAACAUAAAAGUUUUGCAAGAUCUUUUUUUAAAAAGAAAACCUUCUCCAAGCAAUCAUUUUAGGAUGUCUUUAUAUCAAGAGGGGUUCUUUUUUGAUAUAAAAGGGAGGGGAAAGCACACUACAGUAAACUUUCCAGGGUUCUUCGCUUGGAUGUUAAAUUUGCAGCAAUUCCUGGAGCAAAGGACGCGUGAAAAUUUGGCCGGUGUUGGAAAGGAUGGUAGGGAAGAAAUUGGCACGGAUUUUCUUUUGUGUGUGCAACAAGUGGAUGAUUCCUUCGGCAGCUCGGCGCCUGAAGAAACAAUGAUCCCUUUUCACCAGACUGAAAACUUGCUCCGGGGUGACCAGGAAUGGAGCAAAGAGAUUUUCUACGAGAGAAGAUUCCCCAGCAUAAUUUCCAGGCGGUGAAAUGGAUCCAGGAAAAAAACAAAAGACAAUUACGAUGUAAAAAAAUUAUGCAGAUUCCUCACAGGCUAAAAUUAGAUUAUUUUCAAGGGAAAAGAGGAUCAGGGCCGCCGCCCGCUGCCUUCUUAAGAGUGGGAAUCCUUGGAAGGAAAUGGUUUGGAAAAUAAGGCGGGUGAGGACUUUGGCGCAAAGGUGUGAGCUCUUUACCUGUCUUCUUUCUACACGUUGAGAUCAUUGACCUAUCUUUCUUUAAAGCAGUAUUUCUCAGCUUUGGCCAUUCUAAGAUGAGUGGCCUUCAACUCCCAGAAUUCCCCAGCUAUUGUGGAUCAAACAACUGAAUAAAGAACAACAGGAGUUGGAAGGGACCUUGGAGGUCUUCCAGUCCAACCCCCUGCUCAAGCAGGAGACCUUAUACCAUUUCAGACAAAUGGUUGUCCAAUCUCUUCUUGAAAACCUCCGGUGGUUCUGGAGUCAAAUCCUUCCACUGGUUGAUUGUUCUCACUGUCAGGAAAUUCCUCCUUAGUUCUAAGUUGCUUCUCUCCUUGAUUAGCUUCCAUCCAUUGCUUCUUGUCCUGCCAACAAUGAUAGUGGUAAGAAGAGAGGUCAGCAGAGAAGGAUGACCAUUGAAGAGAGUGGCUCAAGGGGUAAUGCUGUGGUCACCGGGCUUACAAAAAAGACACGGGAUCACUCCAUCCCUUAUUAACCCAGAUGAGGGUGAACACGAUGGUCUCCGACUCCUUUGGCUAAAGAGGUACCAUGUAUUUAACAGCUGAUCCAGUGUUUUGUCAAGAAGCACAAAAUAAAUUGCCCUAAGUAACAGAGGAAUUAGCUUUUGUUUUUUUAAACAAGUACUAUAUAGCAGAAACGCGCUCCCCGAUUUUGUCCUAGAAAAAGUUCCCCCAAUAAUUUAUGUUUAUUAUUUGCACUGAGUUUUAUCAAUCCCGAAGACACAUUUUUCUGUGUUUCCGAAUCCUAUUUAUAUUUAUUGAACUGGAAUGAGAUCAGAUUAGAAACGGGGGCGAGAUCUCUCCAUGCUCGACUCGCUUGAAUAUUAUUUCAAAAGGAUCACAGCGCUAGUCCUCAAGGCACCUGGAAAGAAUCUAAAAGAUAUCAUGAAGUGGGUUUUUUUCUUAAAGAUUUCUAAACUGUAUUUAUGACUUUAAAAGGUUUUCUCAGGAUUUUGACUAUUGAGAUUCACAGUGACCAGACAAUAAUUAUAUUUAAUUUAAAAAUAAUUUGGUAAACACAGACAGACCUGUGUUUUGGUGCAAUAUAAAUGAAAUAUUGGAGAAGACAAUAUUUGCACAGAGCCUGAAGUAUGAGGAAUUUCCCAACUUUAAAUAAUCGGAAUAAAAUAAAUACCAGUUAUUUUAAUGUUCAUUUGACGCAGUUAUGUUUUUAUGUUUUGGCAGGAAGAUGGGGGUAAGCCAACAGCCAGUGUGAACAAACCUUUGGAAGUGUCACAACCAAAUAUGGGAAUAUUGUAGGCUCUUUUUAAAGUAUUAAAUCCCACUUUUAUAGUACUAAUUGCCAGUUGUUUUCAAGCUAAUUUAUUCCAAACUUUUACAGAAACAGCAGAAA